UUCAAAACUACAUUUCUCCAGUAUUAAAGCAAGAAACAGAGUAACCCUUCCUCUUCUCCUCCUCUGUGCACUCCAGGCUCAGCUGCCACCGCUCCACCACACUUGGUCAGACAUGGCAGGCCAUCAAAAAAUCUACUUGUUCCCACUCCACCUGUUCAAAACACUAUUAAUCUGCUGCCUUCCAAUAAAAGGCUUGGCUUUCAGAGAGGAGCCAAUGGGAAGGCAUUAAAGCUGUGAGACCCAGGCCAAUCCCAGGCUGCAUUCUAAUGUGGCCUAUCUUUAUCAAGGUGCCACUCCAUUUCCAGAUACUGCUUAUUUAUGAUAUCUGAGGAGAGAGCCGGCAGGAGACUCAUGUCUUUAGGAAAGUGCUAAAAUCUGCGUCCAGAGGACUCGCCCAAGACGUCAGAUAUGGGAUUAUCACAGACCACACUGUGGCUGAGAAGAGGUGAAGGGCGAGAGUGAAGAGUUUAUCUGCUGCUGCAGUGUUUCUGAUGUGGCAGCAACUUUGACAAACACCAGGGAUUUUGUUAAAAUUGCUAUUAGUGCUCUUAAUUAUUAUUAAAUAAUAUCUGGGGACGGUGGGUGUGAUCCCAGAUCCAGACAUCGCCUGUGCGUGAGAGAACUUGUUGUGGGCCCAUCAGAGGUCUUUUCCUGCCUGGAUCUUAUUGGAUGUGUUACUGAGACCUGGAGGCAGAGUUACAGUGUACUCCCCAUGGAUCCAAACAUCCAGGGGUCUUUCCUGUUCAACAACAGCCUGAACCAAUUCCCAUCGGACCUCAAGGCACCGGUGUGCCAGUAUUCAGUGCCCAACUCUUUCUACAAGCUCAACCCGGGCCUCAACAGCCAGCUGCAGGCAGGGACCCCUCACGGCAUCAGCGACAUCCUGAGCCGCUCCAUGGUGGGAAUGGGCUCCACGGGCACCACCACCCUGCUGUCCGGAUACUCCACAAUGGGAGGGUUUGGCCCCUCCGUCACCAGCACGUCCAUGUACUAUAACCGAGACUACAACUCCAACCUGGGCGGCUUCUCCAAGCCAGGUGCCGAGUGCCCCAUGAAGGGUCGCAGUGUGAGCUGCUGGGCGGAGAGCGGCUGUGACUGGAGAGGAGGGAGGCAGCAAUGCACCAACAGUAGCGGACCUGGGGAGAUGUCAGGCAGGAAGAAACACACCAGACCAACAUUUAGUGGACAUCAGAUAUUUGCUCUGGAGAAAACAUUCGAGCAGACCAAGUACUUGGCUGGGCCUGAGAGAGCAAGACUGGCUUAUUCUCUGGGCAUGACUGAAUCACAGGUCAAGGUGUGGUUUCAGAACCGACGCACUAAGUGGAGGAAGAAGAGCGCCUCGGAGCCGAGCUCCACGCAGGCCAGCCACGCGGUGCCGAGCGGGGAGGCCUCGGAGAACGAGGUGGAGGACGAGGAGUACAACAAGCCUCUGGACCCCGACUCUGACGACGAUAAGAUCCGGCUGCUGCUGCGUAAACACCGCAGGGCUUUCUCCGUCCUGCGCCUCGGGCCACACCAAGUCUAACAAACUUCAUGCACACACACACACACACACACACACACAAGCUUCUCAGCAGACCUGCAUGCUGUAAUGAAAGCAAUUAGUUUUGAAUACAAAGUUUAAUCAAUGAGCAUUUAAGCAUGUUCAGAAGAGGUCAUUUGUGGUCAUCCAACAAAUGAGCACCAAAGGGUUCAAUAGACAAAUAGGCUGAAAUAAUGAAGCUAAAAAGACGCUUAGUUUUAUAAGUUAGCCUACUGUAAGAAAUGUCUCUGUUUAAUGUUACACUGGUAUGUGGGGGAAUUAUGUCAUACACAUCGUUUUGUAAAGACAGAAGAAAAUGGAAAAAAACAAACAAACAACAACAACCCACAACUGCAUGAUGCUAUUGGUAGGCCUAAUAAUAAUAAAUAAAAAAAGAGAGUAAUGAAAUUAUUGGUGUUCUUUUUUUAAUAGUUAAAGCGGUUUGUGAUUAUGUUGUGCUUAUUUGACUUUCAAAAUGAAACUGUUAUGAAAGUGCCAUGCCAUACAGUAAGAUAACUUUAUGAAACUUUCUUAAGCCAUCAAUAUAUUCAAUAUAAUUUCAAACGUCAAAGGUAAAAACAAAUGUUUUACAGUCUCAAGGUAUAAGAAAAAAAUUGAAAUGUCCUUCAAUCAAAACUUCAAAAAAUGAAUUCUAAAAUCAAAAAACUGAUAAAUCUGCAGGUAAAGUAAUUUCAGAUUCAGCUAUUUCUAGGGCUUUUAAAUAAAAUAGGAUUAUUUAACAUUCUUGUUACAAAUGAGACGUUCUGUUAUGAUGUACAGUAUAUGGGUUUGUGUGCUGAUGAAUCACAGAGCUACAAACUCUGAAAAAGGCAGGAAAAGCCUACAUUUUUAUUUAUAUGAAAACAGUGCAGAGAAAGAAGUGUGUGUUAAAAGGUAAUGGAAACAUCUAUAGAUAAUCAGGCUCUGCUCAUCUAUUAUAAUGUUCCACAGUAUGAUUUGUAAUUCUGCUAAAUGCUUAAAUUGAAUGCUGACUUGAGGUUGGUUAAAAUAACUGCAAGUUGACAGCUUUGUUUUUCAUUAUUUGUAUACUUGUUUUUGAAAUACAUUGUAUUAAUAUUAAGGUGGACAAUGUAAGAAAACACCUGAAAUGUUGCACAAUAAAUUAUUAUGAAUCAUUU
Molecule: messenger RNA, 2661 nt
Organism: Siniperca chuatsi (mandarin fish)
Lineage: Eukaryota; Metazoa; Chordata; Actinopteri; Centrarchiformes; Sinipercidae
Gene: nkx6-3
Product: NK6 homeobox 3
Biological process (GO): regulation of transcription by RNA polymerase II; cell differentiation
Cellular component (GO): nucleus
Molecular function (GO): RNA polymerase II cis-regulatory region sequence-specific DNA binding; DNA-binding transcription factor activity, RNA polymerase II-specific
Source: RefSeq, a predicted model, not a curated record